Messenger RNA from Rhopilema esculentum, 977 nucleotides. Its product is annotated as acyl-CoA-binding domain-containing protein 6-like. Gene Ontology annotation, molecular function: fatty-acyl-CoA binding; protein binding. NCBI's taxonomy places the organism in Eukaryota, Metazoa, Cnidaria, Scyphozoa, Rhizostomeae, Rhizostomatidae. The record is from RefSeq and is a predicted model, not a curated record.
AUUGUUAAAAAGAGGAUACCACAAAAUGUCUGAAAUUAACAGACAAAACAGAAAAUUAGAAAUUUUGGUAUUGUAUCAGAAACUCAUCUAACUAUUAUGAGAGCUUAGAUUCUUAUGAAAAAGAAAUGGAAGAUAAUCGCUUCAACAUUGCUGCAGAACAUGCACGAAAAUUACGAAACCUCAGUGAAUCGUCGAUGUUACAAUUGUACGGUUUGUACAAACAGGCCACAGCUGGUCCUUGUACAACACCAAAACCAGGAUUUUGGGAUAUUGUUGGUAAAUCAAAAUGGGAAUCGUGGAAAAAGCUAGAGAAAAUGGAUAAAGAAACUGCAAAAGAGGGUUACAUAAUUCUUGUUCAAGAGCUUGACCCUACAUGGGACAUUGAUGAAGAAUCAUUAAUGGAAGAUGAUUCUGAAACAAAGAAAGCUGGACAUGGUAUGGGAGUUUCAGUAAGCACAAUGUCCUAUGGAGAAGAUCAGUAUAUAAGCAAUGAAGAUAAAAGUAUUUUUGAUUGGUGUAAAGAAAAUGUUGUUAGUAAAGUGGCAAUGAUGUUAGGCACUGGCAACUUCCAAGUUAACAGUAAAGAUGAAAAUGGCAUGACUAUGCUGCACUGGAGCAGUGACCGUGGCCACAAUGAUAUGGUCAACUUACUGAUUAAAAAUGGUGCAGAUAUCAAUAUGCAGGAUAAUGAUCUCCAGACAUCACUUCAUUAUGCUGUUGUUUGUGAACAUGCACAUGUUAUCAAGGGCCUACUGGAGAGAGGAGCAAAUGCAAAUUUACAAGAUGAUACAGGUGCUACACCUCUCGAUGUUGCAACUUCACCAAGCAUAAAGGACCUUAUCAAAGAAUUUUCAAAAUCCAGCUAAAAGACAAAUGUUUCUAAGGAAUCUUAUUGUACAUAUCAUUGAUAAAUUAAAUCUUGAAAUGUUCUUGUUAGAAUAAACUGUUUUACUAAAAUUCACGAUGUUAUAUGAAAA